GGCAAAGUGGCCGUUCUCUCUUUCAAGUCUUAUCCAUUGUUUUAUCAACAAAACCUCCAAAUGCCAAUUUACCAACACAAGUUUUCUUCUCCACUCCUCUUCCUCUCUCAACCCAUUUCUCCAUUGCUUCUUCUUCUUCACCAAUCAACUCAAUUCCCCAUCUUUGAAACCUUUCAUCAAUCUUCAUUUUUCAAGCUCCCGAUGAAACCCUUUUCUUAUGCACCGCAUUUCCCCUUUUGGGUACUUCAUUUUUGAAUGCCUUCAUUUAUGUACGCCACAGUUGCUGAGUAACAGAAAUCCAGUUGGAGCUCGAAGAAGAACAACAUCAGCAGGGCGAUGUCGUGUUUACUUCCCCAAUUCAAGUGCCAUCCUGAAACAUUCUCAAUCCAAUUCAAGACCGCGGCUAAUUAUUCUCACCAUCAUUCCUUUCUUCCUACUGCUUAUUCCAGUUACACUAAAGUGAGAGAUCCUCAUAGUUUAAGGACACAAUGUAUCUUGUCUGCAGCAUCACCACCAACAUCGACCGGAACAGCUACAACACUCGAUGUGGACCGACUUAAAUUGCCUCCUUUUGAUACUAACACCGACUCAGUCUCUGUGGAAAGACUAAGAUCCUAUUUAGGUGCAGUUGAAUCGAGUCUGGCCUCUACACUUCUUACCAGUGAGGAGGCUUCAAUAGCAGCUGCCGCAGCUGAAGCUGUUACUCUUGCAAAAGCAGCUGUCAAGGUUGCAAGGGAUGCAGCUCUUCUGGCUAACAAUAUCAACUCUUCCAGAGCAGGAACAAAAUCUCAAUCUUCUCCCAAACCUGAUGCUUUACAUUUCAAAUGGGCUCAAUUUAUGGAAUCAGAAAGGGCUGAUAUAAUAGGAGAACCGGUUGGAGUUAAUAAACGCCCCAUGGAAGGCGAUGCUCUGGAACCCAGCACAACAGAAUCUGAUGAUAUGGAGCCAACAUCAGAAGAACUUGAACUUUUACAGGAUGAACUCUCUGAGAGUAUAACUGUAAAGUCAAAACGUCAAACAGAAAGGAAAGCGAGAAGAACUAGAGCAGCAGAGAAGACUGUUACUAGUGUACUAUCGUUCAAGUCUGGUUCUAGCAGCCGGAAGAAGCGCAAUUCUGUACAAGAAGUGGACUACUCUGACCCAUUGCGUUAUUUAAGAGCAACUACUAACACUUCUAGACUUCUUACUGCAACUGAAGAACUUGAACUGUCAGAAGGAAUUCAGGAUUUACUGAAACUGGAACGGCUUCAGGAGGAGCUUGGAGAACGGUAUGGGAAUGAACCAACCUUUGCACAGUGGGCAGCUGCUGCGGGAGUCAAUCAAAGGACACUGAGGAAGCGUCUAAAUUAUGGUACUCUUUGUAAAGACAAAAUGAUAAAAAGCAAUAUUCGUCUUGUCAUAUCGAUUGCAAAAAAUUAUCAGGGAGCUGGGAUGAAUCUGCAAGAUCUAGUUCAGGAAGGAUGUCGAGGCCUUGUACGAGGUGCGGAGAAGUUUGAUGCAUCAAAAGGCUUCAAGUUUUCAACCUAUGCUCAUUGGUGGAUAAAGCAAGCAGUUCGAAAGUUUCUUUCUGAUCAGUCCAGGACUAUUCGCUUGCCAUUUCACAUGGUGGAAGCAACUUAUAGGGUGAAGGAGGCUAGAAAGCAAUUAUUACAUGAAAAUGGCAGACAUCCCGAUGACAAAGAAAUUGCUGAAGCAGCCGGGCUUUCGAUGAAGAGGCUUGCUGCAGUACUAAUGACUCCAAAAGCACCCAGAUCCUUGGAGCAGAAAAUCGGAAUAAACCAAAAUCUCAAACCAUCGGAAGUCAUUUCUGACCCGGAAGCAGAAACUUGUGAAGAUAUGUUGAUAAAACAAUUCAUGAAACAGGACCUCGAAAAGGUACUCGACUCCCUUAACCCGAGAGAGAAACAAGUAAUUAGAUGGAGGUUUGGGAUGGAAGAUGGGAGGAUGAAAACAUUGCAAGAAAUAGGAGAAAUAAUGGGUGUAAGUAGGGAAAGAAUUAGACAAAUUGAAUCAUGUGCAUUCAGAAAACUCAAAAACAAGAAGAGAACUAAACAUUUGCAGCAGUAUGUGAUGUCAUGAUGAGUCUCCAUCAGAUUUCAAGAGUUAGAUUCCUCCAAAAGUAAUUUAUUAUCUCAUCUGAUAUGAGGCUUAAACAAGGCUUUUUCUUUCUUUAUUUUCUUUUCCUUUUUUCUGUAACAUAUAUUAUUGUGAUCUUUUUUCAUUUCAGGAUAGAGUAAUAUCUGAUUGUUUACAGAAUGUUAGGUACUUUUUCUGUUCAUACAUAAUUCAAUUUUCAAUCAAGAAAUUUAUCUUAAUUACUAA
Molecule: messenger RNA, 2322 nt
Organism: Cucumis sativus (cucumber)
Lineage: Eukaryota; Viridiplantae; Streptophyta; Magnoliopsida; Cucurbitales; Cucurbitaceae
Product: RNA polymerase sigma factor sigB
Exons: 6
Coding region: 337-2079 (580 amino acids)
Biological process (GO): DNA-templated transcription initiation; regulation of DNA-templated transcription
Molecular function (GO): DNA-binding transcription factor activity
Source: RefSeq, a predicted model, not a curated record